Molecule: messenger RNA, 1483 nt
Organism: Bombyx mandarina (wild silkworm)
Lineage: Eukaryota; Metazoa; Arthropoda; Insecta; Lepidoptera; Bombycidae
Product: protein ALP1-like
Source: RefSeq, a predicted model, not a curated record
CGCUCGUGAUUUUCACAGUUUGAAGAUGGAUUUCAAAAGAGCAGUAUGUAUUGUUGCUCUGGUACUAAGAAAUAGAAAAAAAAGACGUCAACGAAAAUUUCGCAAAUAUUGGAUACAUCCACUCACUAGCCGUAGAUUUGAGAAAGGUUUCUUUCAGAAAAAGUAUAAAAUUUUAAGAGAACAUCCAGAUAAAUUUUUCAAUUACUUUCGAAUGUCAGUGGCCAGCUUCGAUAAAAUUUUGCACAACGUGCGUCCAUACAUCACCUUCAUGGAUACAAAAUUUCGCAAAUGUAUUUCACCAGAGGAGCGUCUGUCUGUGACUUUGAGGUAUCUUGCCAGUGGUAAUAGUAUGAAGUCCUUGUAUUUUGAAUAUUUGAUCGGCACAACAACUCUGAGUGAAAUAAUUGAACACACAUGCAAGAGUUUGUGGAUAUGUUUGCAACCUACAUAUAUGCCUGAAAAAACAGAAGAGGAUUGGAUAAAUAUAGCAAAUUUUUAUUUUGAAAGAACACAUUUUCCUAAUUGUCUUGGUUCCAUAGAUGGAAAACAUAUACGAAUAGAAAGGCCAGAAAAUACUGGUUCAGAAGCCUUCAAUUACAAAAAGUAUUAUUCUUUAAUAUUAUUAGCUAUAGCUGAUGCAGACUAUUGCUUUACUGCUAUAGAUGUUGGGGCAUAUGGAUCGAAUAGCGACUCUAGCGUUUUUAAAAACUCAAAUUUUGGCAAAAGGUUUUUGAACAACCAAAUGCAUUUACCAGAAUCUGCAACAUUACCUGAUUAUGAGGAAGUCGGACCUUUACCGUUUGUUUUCGUAGGCGAUGAAGCUUUUCCACUUAUGGAGCACUUAAUGAGGCCAUAUCCAAAUAGAAAUUUAUCCAUAAAACAAAGAGUUUAUAACUAUAGAUUAUCUUAUGCCAGAAGGACUGUCGAAUGUGCAUUUGGGAUCAUGGCAAAUAAAUGGCGUAUUUUACAUAGACCAUUAGAUGUGAAAUUAGAUUUUUGCGACCAUAUUAUUAAAGCUUGUUGCAUAUUGCACAACUUUGUAAGACAACAUGACGGUAAACAGCUUAAUGAAUCGUUUCAAGUUUCAGAGAUGCAGGGUAUUGCUUCAAUUCGUACGCGUUCUAGCAAUAACGUUAUAGAUGUAAGAAAUUUGUUUGCUGAUUAUUUUACAUCUACUGCGGGCGCGUUGAGUUGGCAAUAUGAAAAUAUUUAAAAGAUAUCUCACCCUCAAAAGUAUAGUAACUAAUUAAUGCCAAAAACAGAAUUUUCACUGUUAACUCAAAACAACAUCUCCUUAAAAAUAGGUAACAAAACUAAAGUAGCUUUCGUUAUAAGGGUUCGACUUUUUUAGUUUGAGUUCUUUGUAAUAAAUAAAUACUCUUUAAAAACUUACCCUUCUUUUUUUUCUCAGCCUCCGACAGUGUCAUCCAAUUAUUAACUACGUUGUGAUAAACUUCCUCCCAAAGUUUAUUUUUCACAUUUC